UAUAUAUAUAUAUAUACGGAAUAUCCUGUACAAGUUUCCAGUAUUGCGGGAAAAAGAAUUAAAACGAAUUAACGAAACACUUUUAUCUAUAGACACUUUAUCCGGUAGGAAAAUAUAUGUGGUGUCAGGGAUAACAUUUUAUGCGUCAACAGUCCUCCAUAAUGUUGGACUUACGAGACACUCUGUAGAACAUUCGCUCCGGACAGCCCUUCGAUCUGUUCCUCGACGCGAGACAUUGUCGUUAAUUCAAUUCCGUCAUCUGAUAACAUCCCUCAAUACUACGAAACGUGUGUCUUAUUUAUCGAAAUCAGUCAGAUUUAUUAUUAUUAUUAAACUUUUCAUUUACUUCCCAAAUUAAUUAUACGUUUCUUCUGUCAAGCUUGCAGUUGCAUUUCAGUUGAUUACAAAACAACGCACGAUUGCAAUCUCUUAUCGAGAAAACGAUUUCAAUUUUCCAAACGCGAGAGAUAUGAUCUUUAUUUAUUGCAAGCACAUGGUAGAGAAGAGGUGUUACCAGGUUGACGAGUCAGCAUUUCUCACACAACUUAUGUAUAAAGACCUAAAUAUUAAUUAUUCGUAAUCAUUGCGAUUAACGACCCGCGAGAGGUAGCGGACGAUGUAACUAACUGGGUGUGUAUGUAUAUAAAUAUAUUGUGUGUGUAUGUAUGUAUAUAUAUAUAUAUACACGCACACAUUAUAUUAUAUUGACUCAUGUAUAUAAGUCAAUUUACGGGUUGCAUUCUUUGGCUAUUAAAUAUAUUCUAAUUACCAUAAAGGGACAGAAUGCGGGGGAAGGGAAACGGAAAAAGAAAUCGACGGAUAUACAUAUAGUGGACUUGUAUAUAUACACAUAAUGCAGCUCUGUACAUGCAAACUCGACAUGUAUACAUAAAUAUAAAUGUAUAUUUUAUGUACUUAUACUUAUAUAUAUAGGUACAUAAAAUAAAAAAGGAAGAAUGAGUUAGGUUACAACUUGCUGUAUACAGUAUCUCUGAGCAACUCGGCGAGCUGAAAGUAAUUCCGAGAGCCUGAAAUUCCGUUCUGUUUGCAUUUUCACCGUGCGUCACGCGGCAAUUAGACGUUACUCUUAAUAAACGCGUCGCGUAUGAAUUCCAUAUUUCCUUGUCUCUUGAGCAAAAAAAAAAGAUUGCUCUUGCACUCACAUGUCGAUUGAAAAAAAAUUAUUUGAAAAUAUAACAGACGACAAAAUUCGACAAAGCGGACCUGCCAAAAUAAAUCCCAAUUGUGCUAGCUGUUAAACAAUCUUUUCUUUCUUAAUUUAUUUUUUUUACGUUUUGCGGUAAUAUUACAUUAGUAUUGAUAACUUUUCGUAUAUAUGUAUAUACCCAGUGAACAGACACUGUCCGCAGUAUAAACAAAUUGAUAGAUGCUCGUAAACCAACAGAUUUAGUAUCAUUUUUGUCCGCAUUAAACUUAUGCUUUGCCGGCAGAGCUUAUUGAUUAUAUAUAUUCUAUUUAUCAAAUCCUGCUCGAUUUCUCUAGCCAAUUUAUAUCAAACUGUAAAGCAAGUAUGCCAAAGCUUUUCGUCAUUAAUGUGUCAUCCUAGUUUGUUAACAAACUAUCAAUGUUACUGCAUAUGUCAGAUCCUAUAUCAGAUCUAUAAUAUUUUCACUAAGAAAAUUCAUAACAAAUACUUUAUAGAACCAGUUUUCAACAGUUUUGGCUCGAGUGUGUGUGCAUAUAUAUUCUAGCAAACUACCAUUGCAUCGUUAUUAUAAUUUCCUACUCAGCAAUAUGUAAUAUAAUAUAACAUACGUUAUAUGUAACAUUGGUGAGUAGAAAAUUGUAACAUCAAUAUAAUAUCAUUACUUUGUGUUUACUGGAAUAUACAAAGGCGUGCACGAAAAGAAAUCAAUUUCUCGUCAAAAAGGACUUCUAUCACAUUUAAAUCUGAAAAAGAUAAAAAUAUGAAUGGCAAUAUCCUGAUAAAUAUGCGUUUGUAGAUUAAUUCCUGUUAUCUUAUAUAUAAUUUUUAUGUAUUGGGAGAUACGAAUCGUCGUGCUAGAUUGCAAUUGCAUCAUGACAUUAACAAAUUUAAUGCAUAAUUGUCGGACUUAUUUUUCCAAAAUUUUUCCUUGCAGGUUAUAUUUACGUUUCGCGGAAACGCGGUUUACUUCCCGCCACGUGGAUCCGCGCGCCUGCGCGCAGAACGGCCAGGUUUAACUCUGACACUGAGCGGCGUGACCUCGAGCUGCUCGUCGAGUUGUUCUUUCAUUUUCAUACACAGACGUUCACCGACCGCGACUUCCCUUUAAUUUUUUCUCUGGCAUUUUUACGCGGGAGAUUCUGGAUUUUUGUCUUCAAGGUAAGGAGAAUCGGUUGGAUUCACUUAGGGUUCAUCUCUCCCGACAUCCUUCGCGUAGCUGGAGAUUUAUGGAUAUGUCGCGAGCGACAAGUAUUACACUGUCGAUAUUUACAUAGAUUUCAUUGUGGCAUUUCAUCGUGGAUCCGCGUCCAUUAAGUUCUCUAAGGAUAGGAUAAUGUACGAACGAAAUAAAAGAAAAUUGAGAACAAAUACGCUUAAUACAGAAUGAACCGUUCCUUGAGGUGUUCAAGAAUGCAUCUGCAAUCGGAUCUGCAUUGGAUUUCUUUUUUGUAGUUCAUUGUAGCAAAUCAUGCACUUCAUUGUAUCUGUACUGCAAGUUUGCUACAUGUAGAUGAUUUGAUUAAUGUUUGAUUAAUGCCAGCCUGAAUGUCUCUGAUGCAAUGGCACAAACUAAAAUAGAUCAGUUCUAUAAAAUUAUAAGUAGCAAUAGAAAAUGUGAAAGUGUAAAAAAAGGUAUUGAUAAGAAAUCAUCUAAUACGAGAUUCUCAAUAAUUGGCAAGACGAAAGAAGGAUUAUCAAGCAAAUUAAAAACUUCUAUAUAUAAGAAUAAACAAACUACAUCCAAAAUGAGUGAGAAACAAAAGAAGCAAAAUAAUCUCUUGUCACACAAUGAAACGUCUCAUUUGUGCGAAGCUUAUAAUAGUCCAACUAAAGCUAUAGAAAAUUAUAGUCCAACUAGAGUUAUAGAAAGUACAACAGUAACAUCAUCAAUUGCUAAAUAUACUUCCCCUAUCAAAAGUCAACAACAAACUCCUAUAAUGCAUAGUGGCACAAAAUUCACACCAAAGAAAUCAUCUCCAAUAAAAAAUGCAUUAGACAAUUCAUCAGAACAUGCAAAGAUAGUGCGAAAGAAGUUAUUUAAGGAUAGAAUUGAUGAGUUAAUAUCUAAAACAAUAAAAAAUCUAAACUUGGCCAAGGAAGGAGCCAUUGCUGACAAUAACAUUAAUUUGGAAAAAGUUUACUCAAGUGGAAAAUUUAACUUAGAAUACAAUUCUAUAGAUACUACAACUUCGACAAGAUAUGAAAUUAAUGAUGUGAUUGUACCUGUAGACACAUAUUCGUUACAUUUUUUCUUAGUCAUUGUUACUGUAUUCUCCAAUCCCAUCAACUGCGGAUAUUUCGAUCAGGACGAGAGAGAUUUGAUAUUUUCGCUCAUCACCCUUCAAAGCCGCGAGCAAGCAUUAUUGAUACGUAUGCUAAAGAGAAAAUGCAUGUGGCGCAGAAUAAGCAAUAUUAAAUAUGAUGAGAUAGCUAGUGAUCUAAAGCCUAUUUUUGAUAAACUUAUAUCACGAUCUAUUUUUAAAAGUAAUAUGGAAGAAGAAGAUAUAUCCGUUUUGUUAAAUUUGCUGCAAGUCGAUGAACUUCGCAAGCUUUGUCAGGAAUUAAAGAUCAACAGUAGUGGAAAGAAGGAGAAUCAUAUACAAUCUAUUCUAACAUUUUGUCGCAAAACGAAAUCAUUGUUUCCUGGAAUGUCAAGUCCCGCCACUAAAUUACGUGCAUCAGUGAAUAAGCGCCUGGGGGAUUGUAUAUUAUUGAAUAUUAGAGUGAAAGAAAUAGUUGAUAGAAUAAUUACGUUGCUGAUACCCAAUCGAGAUCCUUUUGAAACAUUAGCGGACAUAUUCCUAAUGUUAUUAAGAGUUUCGACUGAUCAAAUCAAAUUUCCAGAAAUAACCAUAAGUGACUUUCCUAUUUUCGCUAGUAAAGGACAUCUGUUAAAUUAUAUCGAGGCUAAAAAUACAUUAUUUAAUGUAUUAAGUGCAAUCGAGGAAAAACAAUGGGAAACUGUACGAAGUCUUGGAACUAUAGCUGCACAACAUUUAUCGCUUUUUUUAGAAGCUGAAUCGGAAAGUCUUCGAGAUUCUACUCUGCCUCGCCACAUUAGGCGUUUUAUGCCGGGUUAUAUGUGGCUUAAAGUCUUGUCCAAAAGCAUUGACGCAUUUAAAAAGACUAAAGAAACGAUGUCACAAGCGAUAGAAUAUUUGCAAAUAUUAAUAAAUCAGAAUUGUCAUAUGAAAAAUAGAAAAGGUCAAUGGUACAGCGAGUUAAUCAAGAUAGAAAUGUAUCACAGAAAGAAUCUUGAUGCGAGUGUCGAGAUAUUAUUGGACGCGAUAUCAUAUGAGAACUUAACGGAAGUUGACAGAUUAGAUUUAUUCGAGAGAGCAGAGAUGAUUGCUAAGAAAAAAUCCGACAUCAGCGAACAGACCAGAAAUGCUAUUAAAUAUAUAUUGGCCAAUGUACCUAGCAAGACGCUUACAUUCCAGAAUUCUAUUACGAUAAAAGGCAUUUUGUGUGGAAAUACCUCACAGAGGAAGAGUAACUGGUGUAUCACCAAUGACGUAGACGAACAAAUAUAUGGCUCGGUUGAAAGUCUAGCGUUAUAUCACUACAAAUGCAAGGGUUAUAUCAAGGGCACGCAUUGCGAGGGUGCUUUUCCAAUCACCCUAUUCACUAUAUUGUUCUGGGAUGAGAUUUAUGAUAUGAAUAUUCCCGGUGCUUGGGUAUCAUUAUAUCAGGAUGCGCCGCUGGAUUUAUAUUCCUCGGAAUUUUACGAGAAUAGAAAGAAACAGAUCGACAUGAAGCUUCAAAUUGUUCGAAAAUUUGAUGAGGAAACAUUGAGUAGACAUUUGAAGCGUGAAUUCGAUUUGCACUGCGAAUAUAAAUCUAUCUUUCAAGGCAAUAUUUUUGAUAACAGUAACAGCUUUCAGGAAGUGACGUAUUGUUUAGGAGUAGAAGGUGUUGUUGGAAUUUGUGAACGACUUAUCCAUAAUUUUCCACUUUGGACAGCUGGUUUUCCAGAUUUAAUUGUAUGGAACGUACAUACAAAACAGUACAAGAUUGUGGAGGUAAAGGGUCCGGGUGAUUCUCUGUCAACCAAACAAAAAUUAUGGUUAGAUUAUUUGAAUCGACUUGGUCUAAAUACAGAAGUGUGCUAUUGCGAGUCAAACGCAAGUCAUUCUAAAGGACGAAAGCGAAAGCAUGAGGAACUGUGAUAACACGUUUACCAUAAUUCAAAAAUUACACUACAUGCGCGUGUAGAAAAGGAAAACGAGCAUUAUAUUUUAUAUUGUGAUAUUUGUAUUUAUAUAUCUGUAUCUACAGAUUUUUUUAUCUUCCUAAUUAUAAUAUACAAACUUAAACUUAUAUUUCAACGAAUACUUCUAUAAUGAUCAAAGGAUUUUAAUUGAUGAGGAAUGAUACAC
Messenger RNA from Pogonomyrmex barbatus (red harvester ant), 5547 nucleotides. RefSeq names its product fanconi-associated nuclease 1. Gene Ontology annotation, biological process: interstrand cross-link repair. NCBI's taxonomy places the organism in Eukaryota, Metazoa, Arthropoda, Insecta, Hymenoptera, Formicidae. Gene Ontology annotation, molecular function: flap-structured DNA binding; 5'-3' exonuclease activity; 5'-flap endonuclease activity. The record is from RefSeq and is a predicted model, not a curated record. Gene Ontology annotation, cellular component: nucleus.